CUGAUCAUGGGGAUAUAUUUUUAGACGGACCGGAUGUGGCUUUAAUUUAACGUGCGCACCAGAGAAAAAUGUUCGGGCUGGUCAAUUGUUCACAAACUCUAGUACAGUACGCAUGCGUAAAAUUGUAUUCUGCCACUUUAGGAGGGACCGAAAAACGGGUGUUCUACAGGAAUGAAUCGAUUCUGUGCAUCAGAUAGGUUGGAAUAUUUGCAGGGGCUUGUGACAGAAUUUCAGGACACUGACAGUGAAGAAGCUAAAGAGCAAAUUCUGGCCAACCUGGCCAACUUUGCUUAUGAUCCACGUAGCAUGGAAGCUUUGCGGAUGCUUCAGGUCACUGAGCUCUUCUUGGACAUGCUAACAGAGGAAAACGAGAACUUUGUGGAGUUUGGAAUUGGUGGCCUCUGUAACCUCAGCAUGGACCGGGAGUGUCGUGAUCAAAUUUUGCAAAGUGGAGGAAUUCCUUUAGUCACAGGUUGCUUGUCGAGUCACAGAGACGAGACUGUUUUGUCCGCCAUCACAACGUUAAUGAACCUUACCACAGCAGCAUCACGCUCCCAAACCACAGACAGUGCAGUAGUGCAGAGCAUGCUGCGCUUCUCACUUACACAGAAUCCUCGCCUCAGCAACCUGGCCACGGUUUUCCUGCAGGACUACUGCACUCAGGACCAGGUAGACAAAGCCAGAGAACUUUUACAAGGACACAGCCAGUCAGCCGUUGGAAUUCCUCUCCCCAAGGACUAGGAUCUUGUGAUAUCUGUGCUGGGCUUAAUGAAGAUGGACAGUAUAACAUUUUAAAUGGACCUUGUGUAGACUUUUAUUCAACAUUAUUGUGACUGAUAGAUUUCUCCAUAUGCUGUGUUUCAGGCACUGCUUUGGUGUUCCUCAGGUGCAGUGGUGCAGAGCUACAACUCACAGUUUAAUGAUUUUUCUACACUUACACUCAUUUAUACCACAAUGGGCUUGAUAGUGAUUUAGUGUACAGAUGCUUUAAAGAACAUUUGUACCACUUAUUCUACAUAGGGUCACAGGGGAAUCAGUCUAUCCCAGGGAACUCGGGCACGAGAGGGGGACACCCUGGGUGUAGUGCUAACCCAUUGCAGGGCACAGUCGCGCACACACGUUCACACACUCCGGACAAUUUAAAAAUGCCAAUCAAACUACGAUGCAUGUCUUUGGACAGGGGAGUAGACAGAGGAAACCCCCAAAGCACGGGGAGAACAUGCCAAUUCCGUGCCCACAGGGCACUGGCGGGAUUCAAACCCCUAACCCCAGAGAUGCAAGGCAAACGUGCUAAUCGCUAAGCCUUCAUGCUCCCCAUGUUUGAUUUUUCCACUACAAAAAAAAAUUGCAACUACUAGUUAAGUUUUCCUUGUUUCCUUGUAAUAGCAGGCUAAUAGUAUUAUAGUUAAUAAUUUAAUAAUUUUCCAACUUCUAUCUGGAGAUCAGUUUACUGUCUGGAGUUUCACUUGUUCUCUCUGGGUUUGUGUGGGUUUCCUCCAACCUCCCACAACAUAAGCUUUAUUGGAUAUGCUACAUUGCUCUUAGGAGGGAAUGUGUGUAUGAACAGUGGCCUGCAAUGGACUGGAGUCCCAAUCUGGGUGUAUUCCUGCCUUAUGCCCAGUGUUUGUAGUAGAGGCUCCAAAUCCACCGUGACCCUGAGCUGGUUAAUUAAAAUGAAUGAAUUUUGAUGUUUUUAGUAGGCUACUUUGGUUUAAGCUCUAAAAAGGCAAAUACUGUUAAAUGAUGGAAUGCAAAUUAAAUAUACUGAAAUAUACUUCACAUACAGCAGAGCAGGUGAUACUUUCUAUCUAUCCACACUGGGAAUUUCCCCACUGUGGGAUCAAUAAAGGUUUAAUCUGAUCUUAUCAAUCAUUUCUCAAACUCUCAGACAGAUCUGAAAUGUUUCUGUUUACAGUUGCCACAGAAUUGUACCAACUGUUAUGGACAUUUAUGCUGACUUGAUUUAUGGAAUAUUUUAAAAUAUUAAAACUUUUUAACAUGAGAAAUUUCCAUUAGCCUAUAGUAAUGCAUAAACCUAUUAUAUAAGCCUAAUUUAUGUCAGCACGGACUAAUAAUAUUUAAUUAGGGGUGCCUCGUAUACCAAUUUAACACCAGGGCACAGCAAUGCUGCAUCUAAUUCACUCCUGUAUUAAAGUUCUAGAGGUUUAGAGUUCUUCUUUUGUGGUUUCUAGCUAGAAAUAUUACAAGAUAUAAUUAACAUGUUUUAUAGUGUAUACCUUUAAUCUAAACAGAAUGAGUGAUAUUUCAGAAUGUAGGACAUUACUACGUUCUGGGACAGUUACUGUAGCAGUGUGCACUUUGGCAUUGGCUUAAAUCCAAAGUUUGUUAAAAGUUCUAACUGCCACAGAACA
Ictalurus furcatus (blue catfish) is the source of this 2372-nucleotide messenger RNA. It is a transcript of the gene armc7, whose product is annotated as armadillo repeat containing 7. The coding region runs from base 172 to 741 and encodes 189 amino acids. The record is from RefSeq and is a predicted model, not a curated record. The transcript has 4 exons. Lineage: Eukaryota; Metazoa; Chordata; Actinopteri; Siluriformes; Ictaluridae.